Messenger RNA from Phoenix dactylifera (date palm), 1734 nucleotides. The record is from RefSeq and is a predicted model, not a curated record. NCBI's taxonomy places the organism in Eukaryota, Viridiplantae, Streptophyta, Magnoliopsida, Arecales, Arecaceae.
AUACACACCCACCGGAUGCGUUCGUUGGAUCGCGAUGUUUAAAGCUCCAUUUAUCCGCGGCACAGAUACUAUUGUACGAUUUAAUGGUGGAUUUGAUUUGUUUUUUCGUCGACUUGUCGGUCUGUGUAAUCCACUUUCCACACUUCCGCCACGUGUCUCUCCCUUCCUCCUCCGAGCUUUCUUUUUCCGGCGCCUAUAAAAACUCCCCACUCGUCCCUCCUUCGCUUCUGAGCUCUCCCCCAAUGCCGCUAUCCCACGGCUGCCUGCCCCGCUCGUCUCCCUCAGCCGCGGAAGACCCCACCUCCUCCACUGCCACUGACCCAACCGUCCCUCCUCCUCCGUCACCUCGGACCCGCCACGUAUCCUCAUGCACCACCUUCGACUACAGCUCCAACUCCGACGGCUCCGCCGCCACCUCCUCCACCGUCGACUCCACCUCCCCCAUCACUCUCCCCUCCCUCCUAGGACCCCCUCCCUUCUCCGCUUCCUUCGCCUGCCUCUCCACUCUCCACACCCCCGACGGCGCACCCACCGCCGUCGCCGUUGCAGCCCCCUCCCUCCUCUACUCCGCCUCCGCUGCGGAGAUCUCCAUAUACGACCUCGCCUCCCUCCGCCGCCUCGACUCCUUCCCCGCCGCCCCCGCCUCCGGCUCCGUCAAGUCCGUCGCCUUCUCCCCCGACGGCCGCGCCUUCACCGCCCACCAGGACGGCCGCAUCCGCGCCUGGAACCGCUCCGCCGGCUCGGGCCGCUACCACCUCGUCGCCUCCCUCCCUACUGCCGCCGACCGCCUCCGCCGCCUCGCCCUUCCCUCCAACUACAUCACCGUCCGCCGCCACAAGAAGCUCCUUUGGAUCCAGCACGCCGACGCCGUCUCCGCCGUUGCCGCCUCCGGCAGCCUCCUCUACUCCGUCUCUUGGGAUAAGACCCUCAAGAUCUGGCGCACCUCCGACCUCCGCUGCAUCGAAUCCGUGGCGGCGCAUGAGGACGCCGUGAACGCCGUUGCCGUCGCCGGCGACGGGACCGUCUUCACGGGGUCGGCGGAUCGGAGGAUUAGGGUAUGGGGGCGGUCGGCUGGGGAGAAGGGGCGGCACGGGCUGGUGGCGACGCUGGAGAAGCACCGGUCCGCGGUGAACGCGCUCGCAGUGAGCGGCGACGGGGCGGUGCUGUACUCGGGGGCCUGCGACCGUUCGAUCUUGGUGUGGGAGAAGGAAGAUAGCGCGAAUUUUGUGGCGGUCGCGGGGAGGCUGCGAGGACACCGGAAGGCAAUCCUGUGUCUCGCGUGUGCGGGGGAUUUGGUGUUCAGCGGUUCUAGUGAUCGGACGGUGAGGAUUUGGAGGAGGGGAGGGGAGGGGAGGGGGUAUAGUUGUCUUGGGGUCUUGGAGGGUCACGUGAGCGGGGUGAGGUCGGUGGCGGCGGUGCGGGUGCCGCCGGAGGCGGCGGCGGCGGUGGCGGAGAGGGAGGGAGAAGGGGAGGAAGAGUACCGGGUUUGUAGCGGGAGUUUGGACGGAGAGGUGAGGGUUUGGCGGGUUCGGAUUUGGAGUCGCAAUCAAAGAGGAAUGGAAGCCGAAGAAGCUUUGUCGUAGUUUAGCUUUCCUUUUUGCCACAAAUGUGUGUAUUUUUUUAUUUAUUUAUUUUGGUAUGGUAUCGCUGCAACGGGCUUUUUUUUUUGGGGAAAUUAAUCACCCACCCUCUUUUAGACCACGCUAUAACAAAAAGUCUCCGUUGACCGGUCUU